AUCACGGGAUACUACGUGUGCCUGUUAAUUUGAGGUCGAUCGAGAGAGCGAUGAGAAUCAAUAACUGCAGGGGAUUGAUCUUCCUAUGUUGCGUGCUUUCGCUAGGUUUACUUGCAGGAGGUGAAAAUCUCCACAAAUUAAAAGAGAAGCAAAACUGUAACUACACGGUGACAAUAGAAACAACAUGCACUAGGGGUGCCGCAACCUCAAACCGUGUAAGCCUGAGAUUUGGUGACACGAAAUCUAAUGACAUCUUGGUGAAACAUCUAAACUCCAAGCAUGUAAGGAAAGUGGAUCCAUUAGCACCUGAUGUCCUUGAUGAUGUGCCUAGAAAGCCAUUUCAAGCUUGCAAUGUGGACGAAUUUCAAGUAACAGGACAAUGCGUGGAGUCACCUGUUUGUUAUCUGUAUGUCAAAUUGACUGGGAAAGAUGAUUGGCGUCCUGGUUUUGCACAUAUUAGGGCGCUAGAGGGGUCUCAUCACAGCUCAGAAUAUUUCUAUUUUCGACGGUAUCUGCCUAGGAAUGUCUGGCAUGGCUCAGAUAUGUGCGACAGAGAGGUUACCCCUUUUGGGAUUAAGCACAAGAGGAAGGUCUAUCUUUAGAAUUAACACAAUCGAACCUUUAAUGGUGGCAUAAAGAUUAAUGUAUUUAUAUAUAUAAGGUUUAUUUGUCUAUCUAUCAAGUUAAAUAACUUUUUUUCUCU
Messenger RNA from Pistacia vera, 703 nucleotides. RefSeq names its product embryo-specific protein ATS3A-like. The transcript is spliced from 2 exons. The record is from RefSeq and is a predicted model, not a curated record. The coding region runs from base 51 to 602 and encodes 183 amino acids. Gene Ontology annotation, molecular function: protein binding. Lineage: Eukaryota; Viridiplantae; Streptophyta; Magnoliopsida; Sapindales; Anacardiaceae.